Molecule: messenger RNA, 3184 nt
Organism: Nannospalax galili (Upper Galilee mountains blind mole rat)
Lineage: Eukaryota; Metazoa; Chordata; Mammalia; Rodentia; Spalacidae
Gene: Cttn
Product: cortactin
Exons: 18
Coding region: 208-1860 (550 amino acids)
Biological process (GO): regulation of actin filament polymerization
Cellular component (GO): cortical actin cytoskeleton; site of polarized growth; focal adhesion
Molecular function (GO): actin filament binding
Source: RefSeq, a predicted model, not a curated record
CGCGCGGCCCCGGAUGCGGCCCCGCCCCCGCGGAACCGGAAGUGAGAGGGCGCUGGGCGCAGCGGGCGCGGCGGGAGCCAGGCGGACCUGGAGGUGCACAGGCCGGGGGGGCGCCGACAGAUCAUCCACAGAUGCCCACGCAGCCCUCGCUGGAUUCCCGGGAUCUGGAUAAACUUCUGUGAGCUGCUUUCCCAGCAGGAGAGAGAGAUGUGGAAGGCGUCGGCAGGCCACGCCGUGUCCAUCACCCAGGAUGACGGCACAGCCGAUGACUGGGAGACCGACCCUGAUUUUGUGAACGACGUUAGCGAAAAGGAACAGAGAUGGGGUGCCAAAACCGUGCAGGGGUCGGGGCACCAGGAACACAUCAACAUUCACAAGCUGCGAGAGAACGUGUUUCAAGAACAUCAGACACUCAAGGAGAAGGAGCUAGAGACGGGACCCAAAGCCUCCCACGGCUAUGGCGGGAAGUUUGGUGUGGAGCAGGACAGGAUGGACAAGUCAGCUGUUGGCCAUGAGUACCAGUCAAAACUUUCCAAGCAUUGCUCACAGGUCGACUCAGUCCGGGGCUUCGGAGGCAAGUUUGGUGUCCAGAUGGACAGGGUGGAUCAGUCUGCCGUGGGUUUCGAGUACCAGGGGAAGACUGAGAAGCAUGCCUCCCAGAAAGACUAUUCCAGUGGCUUUGGUGGUAAAUACGGUGUGCAGGCUGACCGUGUGGACAAGAGUGCCGUAGGCUUCGAUUACCAGGGCAAGACGGAGAAGCACGAGUCCCAGAAAGAUUACUCUAGAGGUUUUGGCGGCAAAUACGGGAUCGACAAGGACAAGGUGGACAAGAGCGCCGUGGGCUUUGAGUAUCAAGGCAAGACGGAGAAGCACGAGUCUCAGAAAGACUAUGUGAAAGGGUUUGGAGGAAAGUUUGGUGUGCAGACAGACAGGCAAGACAAAUGUGCCCUUGGCUGGGAUCACCAGGAGAAACCGCAGCUGCAUGAAUCCCAAAGAGACUAUAAGACUGGUUUCGGAGGCAAAUUUGGUGUUCAGUCCGAGAGGCAGGACUCCUCCGCUGUGGGGUUUGAUUACAAGGAGAGACUGGCCAAGCACGAGUCCCAGCAAGACUACUCCAAAGGAUUCGGUGGGAAGUUCGGGGUACAGAAGGACCGGAUGGACAAGAAUGCGUCCACCUUUGAAGAUGUGGCCCAGGUGCCCUCUGCCUACCAGAAGACUGUCCCUCUAGAGGCUGUGACCAAUAAGACCAGUAAUAUCCGCGCUAACUUUGAAAACCUGGCGAAGGAGCGAGAACAGGAAGACCGACGGAAGGCGGAAGCAGAGAGAGCACAGCGGAUGGCCAAGGAGAGACAGGAGCAGGAAGAGGCUCGCAGGGAGCUAGAAGAGCAAGCCAGAACCAAGAAGCAGACACCCCCUGUGUCCCCCAGUCCUCAGCUGGCUGAGGACAGACCGCCCUCCAGCCCCGUCUAUGAGGAUGCAGCCUCGUUCAAGGCAGAGCCGAGCUAUGGAGGCCCCUCAGGUGGGAGUGAACCUGAGCCUGUGUACAGCACCGAGGCUGCGGGGGUCCCAGAGGUGGGCAGCCAGCAGGGCCUGGCCUAUGCCUCCGAGCCUGUCUACGAGACCACUGACAUCCCAGGCCAUUACCAAGCAGGGGAAGACACCUAUGAUGAAUUUGAAAGUGACCUGGGCAUCACAGCCAUCGCCCUCUAUGACUACCAAGCUGCGGGCGAUGACGAGAUCUCUUUUGACCCCGAUGAUAUCAUCACCAACAUUGAAAUGAUAGACGAUGGCUGGUGGCGAGGGGUGUGCAAAGGCAGGUACGGGCUCUUCCCGGCGAACUACGUGGAGCUGCGGCAGUAGAGUGGGCGCCCGCCUGUGCCGGCACCGGAUUCACACUACAGAUCAUCUGCGUGGGUUUGGGUUUGGGUUCUGGUAUUUGUUUUUUCUGAGGGCGGUGGGGGAUAUACAUAUUGCCUUUAUAUUUAAUACUUAAGCUGAUGCUUUGGGACACGUCUGUGCCACAGAAUUUGCUAAUAUAUGGUAAUCAUGUUCUGAGGAGAACUUGGUAAUCACUUUGACCCAUCAGAAGCUCUUUCUUUUUCUGCCCAGUUGACUGUCAUGUGUAGCCAUUUCAGGGGUCUGUGGCUCUCUUGCAGUCAGUAGUGCAUGUGGCAUUGUGCCCCUUUGUGACAGUCAGGGGUCCCCUGGGAUGGAGAUGACAGUGUUCCCAUAGUGGCCUCAUGGGUGCCAGGAGGCAGUGGCCUGGUGAGGUAGAGGUUCUCUGGGGUUUAGCGUUUGGAAGGAGAGGAAAGGGGACCAAGGGAAAGGAAUUGAUGGAGGCGGGAUGCUGACCAGCACAGGAGGGUUGGCACGCGGAAGCCCCAUCUUUGGGUGCUGAUGACUUGAGCCAGGUCCCAGGCUUUGUUUUGUUCCUCCUCAUUUUGUCCUGUCCCUGCACCUCCCCUGGGUUCUGGUCUCAGGUGAGCAUCUUCUCCUGCCCUGCCUGAAGUGUUCUGUCCCUUGCCUGGCCAUCUUGGUCCAGGCCCAUAGCGCAGGCUGUGUCUUAGAGACCCACCAACAGCUGGUCUUGGGCAGCUGGUCCUGGCUCGGCCUGCAGUGCAGUGCUGGGGUUUUGGACUGGUUCAUGAUGUUGUGCAGUCUGGGAUGUGGGCAGGCAGGUACUGUUUCCCUGUGAGCUGCUAGAACCAUGCUUCCCUGCAGGGGAGCUGUGUGCUCUCUUUGCCAAAUAUGUUCAGUAGGGAUUUGUUGAUUAAUGGAUGGAUUGAUUGACUGACAGUACUAUGAGUGAGCCAGUGCUCUACCCAGGGUGCAGGUGAGGUGCGGGUGCAGGCCAUGGCCUCCGGGAACAACUGCCCCCGAGCUACCAUCAACUCUCCUGGGUGCAUACAGGUCCCUCCUGAGACCCCAGGAGGCAGGACCAAGCUGGUUUCACACAGUCGGUGGACAGCUGGUCCCUGUGACAGAUCAGUAGCAUCUCGGCCUUUGGAACACACAAGGGUUGCUGUGUGCGCUCUUCCUCCCCACGCCCUCUCCUGCUCAGUCCUUGCAUCUCCACCACUGGGUCGGGUUUUCUGGGUGACUUACCAUAUCUGGGAUUCUGUAGCACACCUCGUGGGUAUGAUUUUUUUUAAUUAAAUAUUCAGAAUAAACUUUUUUGGAUCCA